AUCGAAGAAUCAAAAUCCCAGAAAUUGUGUUUAUAAAUUUGAAAAUGGAACAGUUUUGAAUUUAUCCGCUGACCGACACAUCUUGAUCGUUUGCGUGAAAUUAAAUAUGGAGUAUGCGCGGGAACUUUUCGGAACUGUAACGCCGGAAUAAAGUUUUUGUACUAAGUGUUGUGACGAUGUUGCCGUAUCAAGCGGUAGCGAUGGACUACGCGGUGGCAUCCGCUGGUUUUCAUCACCACCAGCGGCCCGGUGGUUUGCCCGGAGUGAUGGGGCUGCCCGGGCCAGGAUCCGGUUUGAAUCCAGGCCUGAACCCGGCCUUCACCCAUUCCUGGUUCGUACAGACAAGCCCGGAUAUCUGUCGGCAGCAACAAGCAUCCAACCAAUCGCAUCUCGAACCUGGUAUCCUCGAGCUCCGAAAAGAGAAGAGUCGUGACGCAGCCCGCUCGAGGAGAGGAAAGGAAAACUACGAGUUCUAUGAGCUGGCCAAGAUGUUGCCACUACCGGCGGCCAUCACCAGUCAACUGGACAAAGCGUCGAUCAUAAGGCUGACAAUAAGCUACCUCAAGUUAAGGGACUUCUCCGGACACGGGGACCCGCCGUGGAGCCGGGAUCCACCUCCGUCCAGUAAAGCUUUGAAAGGGGCACAGAAUCGUCGAACAGCGGCUGGUCUGGCGAUGGAAUUGUUCGAGCAGCAUCAGGGUACACACAUAUUACAGUCGCUGGAUGGGUUCGCGUUGUCAGUGGCAGCCGAUGGCAGAUUCUUGUACAUAUCCGAAACUGUCUCUAUAUAUUUAGGAUUAUCACAAGUAGAAAUGACCGGUAGCAGUAUAUUCGACUAUGUUCACCAAGCUGAUCAUGCUGAGAUUGCUGAGCAGUUAGGGUUAUCAUUGGCCGGGAGAUCGGGAGGUGCGGGACUUAACAGUCCCGCGUCCGGGAGCGAAGAAGGAAGUCAACAUGGCACAAACAACCCUGAUGUGUCAUCGCAAAUGAGCCUCGCAGCUAGUGGCUCUCUAUAUCGGGGAAUGGAUCGGGCUUUCUGUGUCCGCAUGAAGAGCACCCUCACAAAACGCGGAUGCCAUUUCAAAUCAUCAGGAUACAGGGUGGUUCUCAUGCUGUGUAGACUCCGGCCUCAGUACUCAUUCUCGCACAGUCGGAAGUCACCGACAGUCCUACUGGGAAUGGUGGCGCUCGCCAUAGCACUGCCACCGCCCUCCGUCCACGAGAUACGACUAGAAUCCGACAUGUUUGUGACCAGAAUCAACUUUGACUUCCGAAUAGCUCAUUGCGAACCAAGUAGGGUAUCCGAGCUGCUUGGUUACACGGCAGAGGAGUUGACCGGAAAGAACCUCUACACGCUAUGUCACGGAGAAGACGCCAACAAACUUAGGAAAUGUCACUUAGAUUUAAUGAACAAAGGCCAAGUACUGACGCACUACUAUAGGAUAAUGAACAAACUUGGCGGCUACACGUGGAUGCAGACCUGCGCUACCGUUGUGUGUUCCUCUAAGAAUGCUGAAGAGCAAAAUAUAAUUUGCGUCAACUAUGUCAUUAGCGGCAGAGAGUACCCCAACACAGUAAUGGACUGCUGCCAACUGGAAGAAAGCGUGCAAGGUGUGAAACGAGAGGAAACGACCGGAGAUCCCGAAAACGGACCCCCAGACACCGACAACACGGGCGGUCCGCCGCCCACAUCCAGGCAUCCGGCAGAGAGAACCGAACCUCCAACGAACAGCGAGGCAGCUUCCUCUGCACCGGUCAACGCGUCCGACGUAACGCACCUGACGAGGCUAAACGACGCCCAGCCUCUACCGUUACACACGACCCCGGAGAGAACUUCCCCAAUGCCCGCUAGAAGACUGAAAAAACGAAAACAAACAACCGACUGCGACGAGGACGAGGACGAGAGACGGAAAUCCGCCUCCAAUCCAGCAGCUACAAUUUCACCAGCAGACCGCGACAUGACCAAAACAGCCAACUUAACCAUACCUGAAGCAGGAAACGACGCCACCUCGGUCAGAGAUCUAGAGAACGCGAUGUCGAAGCAUCUACCGGCUCUCGACGGAAAAGAAAUAGCUCAUCGACCGACCGACUUCUCUACGGAUGCGUUACUGAAACAGCAGCAGCAGAAGUCGACCAUACAAUGGAUAGGGACCCAAAACCAUCAUUUGAUGAACCGUCAGAUACCUACCAACCAUCCGUCUUCGACGCCAGCGUCCGCGUUACUGAGGCAACUCUACGCAAACAGAGAGAGCGUUAUAAGAAGCAAUUUCCUUGGUGACGGCAGAACUGGAGGCUACUACUCGAAUGACGGCCAGUCAGGACCGCUGCCAACGCCGCCAGGAAGCGAGGGAUCCGGUUAUAGCGAACAGUUAGGUCACAAAGGAACGGACAUAGGUUCGCUGGCGUACGGAGGAUAUGCGGAGUACCAUUCAGCAAUGACGCCGCCCGGUUCAGUUUCGCCGAGAGACAAACAACAAUACGCUUUGUCGUACGACAAUAGCGCUUAUUCGGAAGCGUUAAGGCACUCGUAUUUGGGCGAAGCGCCUCUACCGUUGAAGCCUCAAGCGUAUUCGGCGGUACCGGGCGCGUUAGAUUACGCGUCUCCAUUGGACCAAUCCCAGUUCUUCCAUCCGCCUUCGUCGUUCCAUCUGUACCAUCCCCAGGCGCACGCGGCCCACCCGACCCACUCCCACCAGCCCGUAGACAAGACAGCGCCCCCUAACACGAACUGGUACUCGACGGGGUCAUAGUGUAUGCAAUAACUUCCGUCGUGUCGAUCAAAAUUCAAAGUUAUUUUGUUAUGUUUUGUUUUCCAAUGUUGUUUCUGAGGAUCGAUUAUUAUUUAAGGCUUACUUUAGAAACAGCUCAAUUUAUAGGUUGUAUAUAUUGAUAUUUAAGUCUACUAAUAUGGUAUACGGCUAAAGACUACAAAAAA
Bombyx mori (domestic silkworm) is the source of this 2935-nucleotide messenger RNA. It is a transcript of the gene trh, whose product is annotated as trachealess. Lineage: Eukaryota; Metazoa; Arthropoda; Insecta; Lepidoptera; Bombycidae. Gene Ontology annotation, molecular function: RNA polymerase II transcription regulatory region sequence-specific DNA binding; protein dimerization activity; DNA-binding transcription factor activity, RNA polymerase II-specific. The record is from RefSeq and is marked provisional. Gene Ontology annotation, biological process: regulation of transcription by RNA polymerase II.